Dama dama (fallow deer) is the source of this 1237-nucleotide messenger RNA. It is a transcript of the gene HAUS7, whose product is annotated as HAUS augmin like complex subunit 7. Gene Ontology annotation, cellular component: HAUS complex. Gene Ontology annotation, molecular function: microtubule minus-end binding. The record is from RefSeq and is a predicted model, not a curated record. NCBI's taxonomy places the organism in Eukaryota, Metazoa, Chordata, Mammalia, Artiodactyla, Cervidae. Bases 1 to 1140 code for a protein of 379 amino acids. Gene Ontology annotation, biological process: centrosome cycle; spindle assembly. The transcript has 10 exons.
AUGGCAGAGUUGGGUCCUGGCGGUGGCGGCGGUGGCGGUGGCGGCGGCGGCGGUGGCGGCGGCGGCGGCGGCGGCUACAAGGGUGGGAGUGACGAUAGCUCGUUCCAGGCGGCUGUAGAGGUCUUCGCGAAGCUGAAGGACCUCAAUUGCCCCUUCCUUGACGGUCUUUAUAUCACAGAACCAAAGACCAUUCAGGAACUGCUGUGUAGCCCCUCGAAGUACCGCUUGGAAAUCUUGGAGUGGAUAUGCACACGGGUCUGUCCCUCCUGGCUCGACAGGUUCAGCUUGCUGAAGGGGGCGUCAGCCGAAGUGAAGAUCCAAGCAGAGAUGGUGAAACUGGGCCAUGAACUGAUGUUGUGUGGGCUGGAUGACCAGGAGCUCCUGAAGGGCCGGGCCUGCGCCCAGAAGCAGCUGCACUUCAUGGACCAACUGCUGGACGUGGUCCGCAGCCUGAGUGUCGGCGACUCCAGCUGCCCCAGCUUGGAGGAGCGCUUUGAGGACACCAGGGAGAAGACCGAGGGGCUGCUGGGGGAGCUCUUCUCCAGCCCUUGCCUGCAGAUGCUCCUGAGACCUGAGUGUGAACCAUGGCCCGUGGACGUGCAGCCGCUUCUCGACAAGCAGAGCAACAACAGGCAGGAGGCCAGCCCCUUGGUCAAGUCAGAGGAGGAGAAGGUGGCAGAACUGGCCCGGCAGCUGCAGGAAAGUGCCUCAAAGCUUCAGGCACUCCAGGUAGAGUGCUUUGCACAGCAAGGAGCUGCUGUGGGCAGCGCCCACGCAAGCACCCUGGACCAGAAGCUGCGCCUGGUCACCUCUGACUUCCAUCAGCUCGUCGUGGCUUUCCUGCAAGUCUACGAUGGUGAGCUGGGCGAGUACUGCCAACGCCCAGGCCCCUACCUCCAUCCAUGUGGCCCCAUCGUCCAGGCCGUGUACCAGACCCUGAUGUCGUGCAGCCAACUAUUGAAGGCAGCUGUGGAAGUCACUAGCACCUCGGCGAAAGCCAUGCAGAUGGCGAACCAGCAGCAGGACGAGCAGAUAUGUUGGGGUAACAACAGCUCUGUCAUGAGUCUAGCCACCAAAAUAGAAGAGCUAACCCAGCAAUAUAAGACCUUCAGCGACUGUCUGCACAAAGGCCCACAGUAGCCUGUGAGCAGGGAGCUCUACCCCGAAGAGCCAGGCAGCAGCAGUCAGCCCCCUUGCUGCCUCUAGCUGCUCAGCACCUUCAGCUCUUUGGUGGGGG